AUGAUGAAUGAGCACCAUUCUGGGACACCAGAAACCGGUGGCUCUACACAUUCAUCUCGAACUCCUUGGAUGCAGGUGUCAGAUCACAUUUCUCCAAUUCUACCCAACAAUUGGAGGAAUUAUGUUCAGAAGAAGAUAGAGAAGAUACAGGAUUCCAAAUCCACAGCUGUGGUAUUGAAUGUUGAUCUUCUCAUGAAGGAGAUUCAUUCGCGGCUUGAUCCUCCAAAAGAUAAAAAGAAUCUGCAGAAUAUAGAUUCUGCAGUCAACACAGCUACAACAGCUACAAUGGCCACAACAACUACCAGCAACAAUACAUUGAAUCCGGCCCGUGGAGGCUGUACUGGACAUGGUUGUGGCAGUUCACAAGAGGGCUCCCGAAACCAUCAGGGAUUGAGAAAUCCAUCUACCUGUCCUGAAUAUGAAUCAGAGACCUAUCAGAUGACAAACCUCACAGAGGUUAUCAAUGUACCAGCCUGUUACAAGGAUCCCUCCAACGGGUGUUUAUACAUAUCAAAGGAUGUCAUCUUCCAGAAGGACCUUCAUCUUGCCAAUUCAUCAAUACCGACUACUCCACACAACCCGAAGAUCCUACCCAAUGCAGCCUGUAAAGCGGCUGCAGCGAUUCCUUCGAAGACACCAGGCCUACCCACUGCGGCCUGUCAAGAGACUGCAGUGAUUCCUGAUCCAUCAAUUGAUAAUCUAUUCAUUGAUGAGGAAAUUCGACCUGAGUGUCCAUUAUUUCUCAUACUCACUAAUAAUUGGUGGAUUGACUAUGAUAUCUCUGCGAGAAUACCUACCCUUUUAGUGCAGAAUACACUGAACUCCCUGAAACCCACAGUUGAAUCUGAUGACCCUCCGACAUCUACAAGGGAUAUCACUAUAGUGAGGGAAUCAACAGUGAGGGAAUCUUCAGUGAGGAACAGUCUUGAAGACCUACUCACCAAUCCCGAGAUCACUGCACUUCUGAUCCCGAAAAACCUCACACAUGCCAAAGCUUCCAUGAAAUGGAAGUAUUAUUACAAGGCCUGUGUUAAAGAGGUCAACUGUUUGAAAUAUACAUGUUGA
Molecule: messenger RNA, 1065 nt
Organism: Blastomyces dermatitidis ER-3
Lineage: Eukaryota; Fungi; Ascomycota; Eurotiomycetes; Onygenales; Ajellomycetaceae
Exons: 3
Coding region: 1-1065 (354 amino acids)
Source: RefSeq, a predicted model, not a curated record